AUGGGGAUUUUAACGUCCAAGUUUAGUAUUUCUGGUUGGGUAGAGGUUUGCGAUCAUUUUGUCAUUGGGUUUCCAUAUUACUGGGAAGAAUUCGCUGGCCUGUCAUUUGAUGAAGAAUCAACCAGCUCUUAUUUCUCAAAAGAGAUUUCUGGCUCUGAUGGAAAUAAAACUUCCUUGCAUGAUAGCUCGAAGAGCUUCCUACCGGUCGCCGUAAAUGAUCUUCCAGUUACAGUAAUGCGUGAUCUUUUCACGAUCUCCCCAGGAGAUUGUUCUCUCCUGAAACAAAAUAUUUUGGACGAUAUACUGCAAACAUAUGGUGGUAACGCCACUGACAAAUCUCCAUUGAAUUUUAAGAACAUGGAGGCCAAGCAGAAAAGGAGAGGCGACAUUGAUGUGAUAGAUGCAGAACCGAGAACCAAGAAAAAUAAGAGAAAUACUGUUGAUUGUGCUAUGCUUGGCAUAGGUCCUUUGACACGAAGUAGGACUCGUUUGAAACAGAUAGAUAGAGAACAGACUGCAACAAUAGGAAGAAGAGCUGAGAAGAAGCAGAAGAAGAGGAGCAGAAGAGGAAGACACCGGAGGAGAAAGAGGGAAGAGGGGAGGUAG
Molecule: messenger RNA, 606 nt
Organism: Olea europaea var. sylvestris
Lineage: Eukaryota; Viridiplantae; Streptophyta; Magnoliopsida; Lamiales; Oleaceae
Product: protein EMBRYO DEFECTIVE 1674
Exons: 3
Coding region: 1-606 (201 amino acids)
Source: RefSeq, a predicted model, not a curated record